Messenger RNA from Fundulus heteroclitus (mummichog), 3383 nucleotides. RefSeq names its product beta 3-glucosyltransferase b (gene b3glctb). The transcript has 14 exons. The coding region runs from base 128 to 1516 and encodes 462 amino acids. Gene Ontology annotation, molecular function: acetylglucosaminyltransferase activity. Lineage: Eukaryota; Metazoa; Chordata; Actinopteri; Cyprinodontiformes; Fundulidae. Gene Ontology annotation, cellular component: membrane. The record is from RefSeq and is a predicted model, not a curated record.
AGUGGCCGCUGUGGGUAAACGGCAAGUAGUGGGCUGAGUGACGGCAGCGCUGUCUGUACAGGAAUGACUUAAAGCCGUUUCUCCCCGGUCGGUAUAGCAGCAGCCACGGCUGCCAUGCCACACCAUAAUGUGGCUAAUGGCUGUAAGCUGGUCGCUGUGUUUGCUCCUCGGCUGGGCUUCAAAGCGCGAGGAGCAGCCAGCGCAGAGCUCCGCUGAGCCUGAGGAGUUGGUAAUCGUGAUUCAGAGUCAGAAGAACUCCUUCCAUGCCCGACGCGGCCAACAAAGGAAGGAAGAGAUUCUGCAGGAGGCAGCUAAUCUUGGGCAGGGGCUUCCGGUGGUUCUCCUCCUCCAUGAGCUGUCAUAUUAUGAAGGAAGCUGGAGCGUCCUUCCUGUGCUUCCGCUUCUCUCUGCUAUUUACGGGGAUUCUGCAUCCUGGUUUCUAUUCAUUGAAGAGGAAACCACGGUUGUUUUGCCUGUUCUGCUGAAAGUUCUUAAAAGAUAUCCCGUCCAAGAGGAAUGGUUUUUGGGUCGGGGUCUCCAUGACAACAAGCCCUCGAUCAUUCACCACUACGCAUUUUUUGAAGACCCCUCUUAUUUUGGUUACCCUGACCCGGCGGCAGGAUGGGCUCUAAGUGCUCCGCUGUACCGAAGACUCGCUGAACGGAUUCAGUAUGAGAAUCUGAAGUCGGAUUUUACAAUUGACUUGACCCACGAGAUUGCUCUAUUUAUUUGGGAGGAAGGAAGAGGUCCAGCGCUGACUACAGUUCCAGAGUUUUGUACAGAGACGAGAGACAACUGUGCAACCACAUUUACAACCUACCUACCCAACUGUGGGGAUCCUGUAUCAAAAAACAAUUUAUUUGUUGCUGUGAAAACCUGUGAAAAAUUUCAUUCAGUACGAGUACCAGUGGUGAAGUCCACUUGGGAAAAAGACGCUGCUCAUUUAGAGUACUAUAGCGAUGUGACUGAUGCGUCCAUACCCACUAUAGACCUGGGAGUGCCCAAUACUGAGAGAGGACAUUGUGGGAAGACGUUUGCCAUCAUGAGGCGUUUUCUGAGCCAAGCCGUGCCGAAGGUUGAUUGGCUCCUCAUUGUUGAUGAUGAUACUUUAAUCAGUUUGCCCCGGCUGCGACAUCUGCUGCGAUGCUACGACCCAGAGGAAGCAGUGAGCCUGGGAGAAAGAUACGGGUAUGGCUUGAUGCAGAACGGAUACAGCUACACCACAGGAGGAGGAGGGAUCGUACUAAGCAGGACGGCGGUGUCCAGCCUGCUCUCCAGUGGCUGCAGCUGCUAUAGCGAUGAUGCUCCUGACGACAUGGUCCUGGGGAGGUGCUUCACUUCCAUCGGCGUUCCCAUCACACACAGUCCGCUGUUCCAUCAGGCCCAACCGGAUGACUACUCGGGGACACGGAUUGGCCCUCAGCACUCAAUAUCCUUCCAUAAGCACUGGGGUAUAGAUCCUGUCGCUGUCUACAGAAAAUGGUUCAAGGACUCGCACCUAAGAGAUGAACUGUGAUAAAAUCUUGACCAGAAUAUUUUAAGGAAAAUCUAAUAUUGUGUCUGUCAAAAUGCUGGAAACAGGUGCUGAAACACAGUAAAGCACAUGGAUAAGAGUUGAACUUUUUCACAUUUUAUGACAAAAUAGGGCGUGAUUGUGAAGUGGAAGGAAAAUUAUACAUUGUUUUGUGAUGUUGCCUUCAAGCUCCUUUAUAUGAUACCCAUAUCAGGGUUCGUAUGCUGUCUGGAAAAGUGUGGAAUUGGAUUCUCAGCCGAAUCGAUUUGGUCGGCAAGCUCGGCUCUUCUUCUACUACACUGACUGUAACGCUAACAUCCGCGCAACCCUCUAUUCUCCUGGUCUAUUUCUUCGUCCAUUGCUGGGGACGAUCCCAUAAUCCCAGCAUGCACUUUGCACGCUAAACUGUGAAAAAGGAUGAAACAGCAAACGGGGCUUAGACUGAGCUCUGAACGGACAGUGCAGCGAACGCAUUACUCAGCCCAUUCAGUAUGGACUUUAUGUGUCAGCAUGAGGAAUCUCUUGCGUGUGCUUGUGAAGUCAGGAAAACGUGUGUGUGUGUGUGUGUGUGUGUGCGCUAACUGAGUGGGGCUUUAGAGCUCUGUGCAUAUUUUAAUCUCAGUAUAAAUUCAGAUGUUCUAUGAAGGACCCCAGAGGAUUUAUAGAGCACCUGGACGGCCAAACAGCUCUAUGAAGACCAAGGGACACUGCAGACAUGAUUAAACUUGCGGAGAAGUUUAAAGCAGGGUUAGUUUAUAAAUCAAUAUUCCAAACAUUGAAUAUCUCACGUAGCACUCUUCAGUCCAUCCAACCAAUCCAAAAGGGAAGGAGUAUGACACAAUAGAAGGAAAACUGAAGAUUUUACGGAUGAAGAUUAGGCAAGGAAGCAAGCAAGAAUCCCCUGAUAACUUUGUACCAUUCCCAGCACUGACAGCAGCAUGCUGGUGGCAUACUUUUCUUCAAAAGGUCUGGUUAUAGGAUAGCUGAUUAGACCUGAUCAGAAGACGGAUGUAGGGAACAGGACGAUGCUAAAAGAAAGGAUUUGCAGCUGUAACUGCAGUGAAAUGCAAUUCUUCAGAGUACAUACUAAGGGUGGGCUGAAUAUAACUGCUUGUCACACUUGAUUAGAUUUUUAUCGAUCAAACUGUUUUGGAAAACCGCAUAAAGUUUACCUUACACUUCACAAUUAUGCAUUACUUUUUGUUGGUCUGCCACCUUAUAUACUUCCGAACAAAACACGUUAAACGUUGAGUUUACAAACUGACAAAAUGUGAAAAAUUCAAUACCUGUGCAAGGCACUGUAAAAAUAGAAUAUUAAUGUUGUAAAGGUUAAAGCAUUAUUGCCUAUGUCUACCAGAAUUUUAAUUUAAAUGUUUAAUGCAAGAACAUUUUGAAAGAAAAACCCAUUGUUCAUGGCAUUUAGUUUCUUGUUGCUAAUUAGCUAGGCUUACACAUUAGCUUUAUGGUUGGGUCAAAUCACACAAUGCUAACCUUUUGCACAUUCAACACAUUGUCUGUAAUUAUAAAAAAUACCCAAAAUGAGGCUGGCUGUGUAUGUGGCAACCUAACUGGCCAAAUAUCCUUUAAAGGUUCUGUACAUUAUCAGUAUUGUGAUAUCAAAGGGUUGGUUUUACAUAAGUUACUCAAAAGUCUUUCUUAAUGUUUUGUUAUUGUAAUAAAACUCCCUGUGUUAACUGUUUGUCUAAAGCUAUUUGAGCAGAUAACAUGAUAUAUUUUCUGAGUCUGAUUACCAAAGACAUACAGUUAUUAGUUGCAUUUGUGAGGAUUCAUUUUUUAUUGAACAGCUACAGUGCUGUCAGACAAUGUGAUAUGUUAAUAAAUCUAAUACCGGAGUGUUUUAUUUUCUUAA